UUCAGAUUAGUGCGAGACUUUACAACUCCCAUCCAUGGACAACAUUCAUUUACGUAUGAAUAUGGCCGAGAUGGCUUUCCAGCAUGAUGAGAUCGUCGACGAAAUGGAGUUUGCUAUCAGAAGAUUCUCAGAAUGCUGCGAACAGUUGGUUCCUCAUGUGAUUUUCCUGAUGAACUCUCCCAUAGAGUCGAUCCGUAAUUCAGCUUUCGGGUUUGCCGUUGAAAUUAUCAGUCAGAAACCUCAGACUCGCACACAGCUUAAAGAGGCAUACAUAAACAAGAUUCGAAGUACUGAUUUGGAUGUCGCUCGACAAGCAAUCACUUUCCUACCCGAUUUUGUCAAGAACUGUGUCGCCAAUGGCGAUGAGCUCAUCGAGGCGGCAUUGCAUGCGUGCAUGCGGCGGAGUGCUCUAAAUGAUGUCAACGAUUACGUUGUCGAGGCGAUGGGCAUCAUGGGACAGCGGACUGAAGAAGAUCAAAAUCCCGAAUUUCUUUUGUCAUGCACGAAUCUUGCCAGGAAGGAAUGGAUAACCGUCGAAAUGAAUUCGGCCUACGCACUAUUCUCUGGAAUAUGCAAUGGAUAG
Molecule: messenger RNA, 583 nt
Organism: Cylicocyclus nassatus
Lineage: Eukaryota; Metazoa; Nematoda; Chromadorea; Rhabditida; Strongylidae
Source: the annotation of a GenBank genome assembly